Carcharodon carcharias (great white shark) is the source of this 816-nucleotide messenger RNA. RefSeq names its product phospholipid-transporting ATPase ID-like. Gene Ontology annotation, cellular component: plasma membrane. The annotation marks the transcript as partial. Gene Ontology annotation, molecular function: ATPase-coupled intramembrane lipid carrier activity. Gene Ontology annotation, biological process: Golgi organization; phospholipid translocation. The transcript has 9 exons. Lineage: Eukaryota; Metazoa; Chordata; Chondrichthyes; Lamniformes; Lamnidae. The record is from RefSeq and is a predicted model, not a curated record.
ACUCCGGCCUGGCCAUGACCGUUCCCCGGGAGACGACGGACAAGUGGCUGCGCCGGGCCGGCAAGCCCAGGGGGGCUGAGGGCUGCCCGAGUGGGACAGAGGAGGAGCGCCGGGUGAGAGCGAACGAUCGCUGGUACAAUGAGAAGUUCCAGUACGCGAAUAACUGCAUCAAGACCUCGAAAUACAACAUCGUCUCGUUCCUGCCCGUCAACCUGUUUGAACAGUUUCAAGAAGUGGCCAAUACUUACUUCCUCUUCCUGUUGAUCCUUCAGCUGAUCCCACAGAUUUCCUCACUUUCCUGGUUCACCACCAUUGUGCCUUUGGUUCUAGUCUUGACAAUCACGGCCGUCAAAGACGCCACCGACGAUUACUUUCGCCAUAAGAGUGACAAACAAGUGAACAACCGUCAGUCUCAGCUGCUGGUUAACGGGAAACUCCAGAAGGACAAGUGGAUGCACGUCCGCGUUGGUGACAUCAUCAAGCUCGAGAACAACCAGUUUGUGGCGGCGGAUCUCCUGUUGCUGUCCAGCAGUGAACCCCAUGGGCUGUGUUACAUUGAAACAGCAGAGCUUGAUGGAGAAACCAACAUGAAAGUUCGACAAGCAUUACCCGUAACCUCUGAACUGGGAGAUACCAACAAGCUGGCAAAGUUUGACGGAGAGGUCAUCUGUGAGCCUCCGAACAAUAAACUGGACAGAUUCCCGGGGACCCUGUACUGGAAAGAGAAUAAAUACCCGCUGGACAACCACAACAUGCUGCUACGUGGAUGUGUUCUCCGCAACACCGAGUGGUGCUUUGGCCUGGUGGUUUUUGCAG